This is a messenger RNA of Pecten maximus, 4419 nucleotides long. RefSeq names its product monocarboxylate transporter 10-like. Lineage: Eukaryota; Metazoa; Mollusca; Bivalvia; Pectinida; Pectinidae. Gene Ontology annotation, molecular function: monocarboxylic acid transmembrane transporter activity. Gene Ontology annotation, biological process: transmembrane transport. Bases 328 to 2049 code for a protein of 573 amino acids. The transcript is spliced from 7 exons. The record is from RefSeq and is a predicted model, not a curated record.
UCAGCAUUUGCGUUCCGCUUCCUUUCCUCUCCAUUUUCCAUUCCGAAAAGUGUCUAAGCCAAAAUAUCUUCUGCUGCUGAGCUCCCAAAGAUCGCUGUCAGACUGUCAAAACAUCUGAUAAUCUCAACAUGGAUUAUAUAUCAUGGCGUGCUUGUGGAAUUCCUAUUUAACCAUUCAAAUAAUCUGUUUUCUACAACAUCGAUCACAAAUAGGGUGAAAGAUUAGAGAAAGGUUCAACGGCACAGUGACAGUCCAGCCUGGUCUGGUAACCUUUAUUUGCUGUGUAUAUAUCAACUAAAUCAGUCUGUGCCUUCGUUUUGAUUAACAAUGAGUGACCACUUGGAUGUCCAAAAGCCUCUGAAUGCUCACGAGAAUGGUCUGGAGAUAGGCAAUAAUGCUACGAAGAAGGCGAGUAGCCAGAGCGUUGGAGAAUUCGUACACCCUGAUGGAGGAUGGGGAUGGGUGGUGUGUUUUACAUCCAUGCUCACCAACGGGACGGUGUUCGGAGUCAUCAAUACGUUCGGAAUUAUAUAUGUGGUGAUGUUGGAGGAAUAUGCCAAUGGAGACCCAAAUAUUUCCCUGAAAACAUCCUUUGUUGGUUCCGUGUGCACCGGUGUGACAUUUUUGAUGUGCAUUGUGUCCAGUAUUCUAAGUGACCGGAUCGGAAUCCGCCCCAUUGCUGUGACGGGUGCAGUGUUGGGAAUGGUGGGCCUAAUUGCUAGCGCCUUUGUGACAGAAUUAGAGAUUCUUUAUCUUACCUAUGGAGUUUGCCUUGGCGUUGGUGCAGCAUUCUCAUAUUCCCCGUCUUUGGUGAUCCUUGGCCAUUACUUCAAGAAACAUAUGGGAGUCGUGAACGGUAUGGUGGCGUUCGGAAGUGCCUUAUUUACUAUAGCGCUGUCGCUUGGUCUCCCGAAGAUGUUGGAAGUGUUGAAAAUCAGAUACACAUUUCUUGUCCUCGCAGGCUGCUACUUCAUCCUCAUUAUCGGUGCUUUUACUUGGAAACCAUUAAUAAAAAAAGACAAUCUUGCGGCGAUGGCAUUAUCGACUGAAAGUGUGUACGAACACUGUAAUGAUUGCUGUACAUGGACAAGAAAGUUUUUAAAUGUCAGAAUAUUUCGGAACAGAGCUUACGUUAUGUGGUGCCUUUCACUUGGUGUUGCGCUAAUCGGCUACUUUGUACCUUUUGUACAUUUGGUAAAGCAUACUAGAGAUGUAUUUCCGGGCAAGAAUGGCAAUCUGCUUAUCACUUACCUACAGAUUACCUCCGGAAUUGGUCGUCUAGUAUUUGGCAAAGUUGCUGAUUUACCCUUUGUCAAUCGUAUUUACCUUCAACAGGCGUCUUUUUUUGUAAUGGGUAUAGUAACAGUAUGCAUCCCUUUAUCCGCUAGCUACGGAGGACUUGUUGCUAUAAGCCUGAUAUUCGGACUUUGUGAUGGAGUAUUUGUUUGUUUGCUCGGGCCAAUUGCUUUCGACAUCGUUGGACACCGAGAAGCAUCCCAAGCUAUAGGGUUUCUACUAGGCGUCUUUGCAAUACCUUUUGUUGUUGGACCACCCACAGCUGGGGUUAUCUACGAUUCCAUGCAUUCAUAUGAUCUUGCAUUCUAUAUUGCUGGAGGAACACCAAUAUUGGGAUCCCUGCUUAUGUUCCUUAUCCCCAAAGUCAAACAGAAUUAUCCGGGUGUAACAGAAGCAGAAAAUUUUGCUUCAAUAUCAAUGCUGGACCUUCGCGACAGAGUUUCGCCGCGAGUGGAUAUGGAAAGGUAUAAUGGCAGCGCAAGGGGUGGGCCAUCAACAACAGAACUUCAGAUAGUCCGAGCAGACGACAUCGUCUUUAAAAACGGUCAUAUCGAACUUCAGCAACAGAGCAAUGACAAAACACCCCAGCAAGAGGCCGAUGAUCGGUCCUCUAAUUGCGACGCAGAAACAGCAAGCAUACAGGAUUUACCAUUAUGCUUGAACAGGUGCGAGCAAAGUUGUGAAGCAGAUACUCUGCUGAAAGAGGUCAACGAAUGUUUAAAAGAACGACAUUCGCCAAUCUCUGAGGUUUAAAUUGUUAGAAAUUUAAGAAAAUUUGUUAAGGAAUAACUUAAUUGCGUUCGGUUUUAAUUUGUUAUUUUAAUGUUAAUGUUGACUCAAGUCCCGUAAGUGGAGGCAGUUGUUACGCAUUGAACUUUUCUAUUAUAGAUUUUUACAAAAAAUGUUGCGAAUGCUUUGUGAUUUUCCAAAUAUUUUUAUUUGAAUUUAUAUAUUUUUAUCUAGAGGAUAAUGUCUAAUAUGAUUUUAUUAUUUAACAAAUAAUAGAUGUCGUUGGUUAUUUUGUCAAAUCAAUCAAGAUGAGGAAACGUUUAAUGAAAAAGGAUGAAGUUUGGAGUCAAAAAUAUUUAUUUUGUGCAGUGUUUUCAAAUCCGAGUUAUUGAAUAAGCCUUAACAUCCCUGUUAACUUGAGUUAAUUCUAUUCUACCACCUGAUAAUAGUUAAUGAACUUGGCAAUUUUUUCUCAUCAUAUAACACAUUCUGUUAUUAUGUGAUUAAUUGAAAACAACUUUUAAACGUAACCACACAAAUAUUAGUGGACUUCGUUUUAAUAUGAAUACAUUCAGUCAAAGGUCAAAAAUUCUGUUGUGCAAAGUUUUGCCUUAUAUCAAUACAUCUAUCGGUACAAUCUAGUUGAAACUUUGAUAUCAAGCAAAGUACUUAAAUAAAUAUAGGUGUGUUUUUUUAUGAUGUGUAGAAAUUUUUGCAGUUUAAUGCAACUAUUUAUCAUUUUAAAUCUUGUUUUGAACAAUAAAUUCAAAAUGCAAGUUUUCCAAGGUCUAGAUCUCAAACACCCAAGGGUCAGGAGAAUGAAACACAGGAAAGAAUAUAAUACAGUUACUUCACGGUCAUAUGUAAUGAGAAAUAAAUGGUAUGAGUAUACGAUAUACAUGAAAUAUAUCAAAAUGUCGCAGAAAGUAGAAGAUUUUCCUUAAUAAAGAUUCUGAUACCACUAUAGUGAUUGUGAUACAAAGUCCCUGUCAGGAAUAAAUGGGAGUGAUGUCACGGAAUUAAUUGCUCGCUGAUAUUGUUCUCUUUCGUACAGUGGUAUGUAUAAAAACAAGUCUCUGUUGAAUAUGUAGGGGUGUUUGAUGAGCCGUAUCUUACAAAUGAGUAUAACAUUUAGGUAAACAGGUUAUGGCAGUACACUAGUCUGUAUAUUUUGGCAACUAAUAUUCCGAUAACACCUGACUGACCUCUUGCUAGCGACACAUCACAGCCGUGCCAAAUCAUUGUUGUAGGAGUUAUUGUUUGCGUGUAGUAGACCAUGAUUUGUACAUUUCACAGCUCGGCCUUAUGUUGAUCUUAUAGUGGUUUCAUUUCACUUGUGUCUUGUGUGUAUUAACAUAAAAAGAUCGAAGUAAUAUAAUAAUGAUCAUUUGUACUCUCGCCAGAGUGUAAAGAGAGUAUUUUGUUAUGUCUGGUUGGGCUGGCGUGCUUAUUUCCCUAUCCAGAAUAGAAUUUCCUCAAUUUUACAAAAGUCAUACACGUGUGUCUGAAGUAGAUAUGAUAUUGGACACACGUUGUACUAUCGUAUACACAGUUAAUUAUGUUCAUCAAUUUAUAUUUGACACCAUAGUCUGCCGGCAGCAUGGUUCUUUAGUCUACCAUCAUCCUACAUGGUUGGCUGUUCCAAUCGUUUUCGUCCUUGUUCGUCGUCCGUCCGUAAACAAUCCAUGUGAACGAUAUUUCUCGAACUCGAUAUAUAGGCUCGCGUCGUCCAAAAUGUUAGUUUAGGCUUUUCAUCACUAUUUCUUAGCUUCCAUUUGCAAAGAAUUCUCAUGUUUUCAAAUUAUUAAGAGGAAAUGAGGAACGAUGGCAAUAUAAUCCCAGUAAAGACCAUUCAAUAGUGGGCGCCAAUGUCCCUAUGGGAUAUCUUGUUUUCUAUACAGCCUUUCAGUUGUAAACUUAUAUAUUUCAUGUUAUUAUGUUUAAGUGUGAUAAUUAAUGAAAUAGAAGAAUCUGAGUGCAACAAUCAUAAUAUAGUUUAUUUAAUGCCAUGCAUGUACCGUUUAAUGGAAUCCAUACAUCGGUAGGAAUAAAACGGGACAAUUCUGUCACAUAGAGAUUUUUGAUAUUACUUAUUGAUAUUUGGCAUUAUGACUUGUUUUCUGUUUUCAUUUGCUGUAUUGAAAUUUCUUAUGAAUGGUUAAUUUAUGAAACUUGGCUUUAUGUGUGUGUUACAAAGUGCUGAGUGUUGACUAACGCUACAUAAGGUGAUCAUUUAUUGUAGUCAAAGGAAAUACUUGUUUUAAAAAUUGUUCUUAUGUACGACUUGUAAAAUUUAUUAUCAAAUGUAAUAUAAAAUCAUAUUUGAAGAGUCCCAUUAUUGUGAUGCUUUGUGUUUAGAUAAUAAAAUCAGUUUUAUUAAUGUUACAAUAUAAA